Molecule: messenger RNA, 1053 nt
Organism: Aspergillus chevalieri
Lineage: Eukaryota; Fungi; Ascomycota; Eurotiomycetes; Eurotiales; Aspergillaceae
Exons: 1
Coding region: 1-1053 (350 amino acids)
Source: RefSeq, a predicted model, not a curated record
AUGUUGAAUCAAACCCUCGUCCACAUUGCCGCCCCCAGUUCCCUUCACGACGACUGCCGCUAUCGAGCUCAAGCCGACGCCAUUCUCCAGACCUUCUACCAUGACAAGAAGGAGACUGUCCACGACGAGAAUAGUCUCCCGCAUGAUCCUCCCCUCGCACCUGCACGAUUAGCUCCCGACUCCUUCGAUAGUCCGGUCUCUGUCAUCCCCGAAUCGCCACUGGGUAAACGGCCAUCACCACCAUUAUCACCAGAACAACCCAACAAAAGACGCCAUGCAGACUCCCAACCAGACACGCAAGAAGAAGAAGAAGAACAACAUGAAAUAAAACCCCCCCUCAGCAUCCACCCACCACCACCCCCCAUUGCCUCAACCCCCUUCACCACUCACAUCACACCCACCCUCUCCCUCCUCGCCAACCGCCUCAAUCUCGCCCGGACGUUUGUCCCGGCGCACCAGGCCCGCCCGCUCCACCUCCUCGAACGGGGUUAUUGGUGGCUUCGCCUGCGUUUGCGCGACCCGGCGCUGAACUCCCGUUAUCCCCGGCCUUCGGAUCGGGGCUGGAACGCCCGAUGGUCCGGUGCUACUACUACUAGCACUACUGCUACUAAUAGUAGUAUUGCGGAUGCAAAUAAUCCUACAAGAGCGGGUGCGCGUGCGGAUUCAAAUACCUGGGACAGGGAACUGUUCACUCGCUUUUGGGCUUUUUUAUCCGAUCUCAUUGCCAAAGAAGGGCGCGCGGGAUGGGGUGUGUGGUGUAUUCUCGAGCGAGAAUCAGAGCCAGAGGUAGAGGCCGAGUUCGAGUCAGGAGGAGCAGAUCGAGAUCUGUUUCCAGAUCGGGGGCAUGAUCACCGUCCUACUCCUCAUCCACCGGAUAACGCUACAACCACCACUAACCCGUCUGCUGGAAAUUUUGUGUUGAAGGUGUAUACAUGGGGCGAAGUCGCGCCUCAUGUAUAUUUGUUGUUGUAUCUUGCUAGUGAGCGCCGGAUCCGGGGGAUGGGUACGCAGUGGCGCGAUGCGUCCGAGGCGGUUGUUAUUCAGAUGGCUUGA